AGCGGGUACGGCGGCCGCGGGGGUGGCGCCCCGGCGUUUACCUAGCUCGGCCUUCUAGGCUCGAGGCUCCGUUCCACCAUGGCUCCCAAAGGCGGCUCCAAACAGCAGUCCGAGGAGGACUUGCUUCUGCAGGAUUUCAGCCGCAACCUCUCGGCCAAGUCCUCCGCGCUCUUCUUCGGGAAUGCCUUCAUCGUGUCCGCCAUCCCCAUCUGGUUAUAUUGGCGAAUAUGGCAUAUGGAUCUUAUUCAGUCUGCUGUUCUCUAUAGUGUGAUGACCCUAGUAAGCACUUACUUGGUAGCCUUUGCAUACAAAAAUGUGAAAUUUGUUCUCAAACACAAAGUAGCACAGAAGAGGGAGGAUGCUGUUUCCAAAGAAGUGACUCGAAAACUUUCUGAAGCUGAUAACAGAAAGAUGUCUCGAAAGGAAAAAGAUGAAAGAAUCUUGUGGAAGAAGAACGAAGUUGCUGAUUAUGAAGCUACAACAUUUUCCAUCUUCUAUAACAACACCCUAUUCCUGGUCUUGGUCAUUGUUGCUUCCUUCUUUAUAUUGAAGAACUUCAACCCUACAGUGAACUAUAUUUUAUCCAUAAGUGCUUCAUCAGGCCUCAUCGCCCUCCUGUCUACUGGCUCCAAGUAGACCGUGCCGGCUUUGCCCCCUGGCUUUGUAUCUACGGGUGGCCUGUGGUAUAUGGAAACGUAGCAGGGUGGUCAGGGUGAGAGACACACAAGAUGUUUUUAUAGUCUGCAGUUGGAGGUUUUGAAAAACCCAACAAAAUGUAAUUCAGUAUUUGUUUAUUGGCUCUUUUUUGACAGAUUGUUGAAAUUAAAUGAAUUGAAAGGGAAACUCAGUGCCAGGACAUUUUUUAAAAGGUAAAAAGUGUCUCGCAAUGUGCUUAAAUCACAAGAGGAGAAAAUAACUUGUUUCCUUGAUCUGUCAGAGGUCACAGUAACCUGGACUGAGCUGUUAUUUAUAAUAGUAGCAAGAAGUUAAUAAGUGGUUCUUUGUGUUCUAACUACAAUAUUGCAACUUUUGUGAACCAUAAAUAUCAGAAUGAAGAAUCCUUUCCCCCUGGGGAUUGAACAGAAGCCUCAUGUUUACAAAUCUCUGAAUUUGUGAUUUGAAAUAACUCAAAAACAAGGUCUCCAAUUUGGGGAGAGAAACUUGUGGAAAAGUGUUCUUUUGUUUUUUUAACAGAAGCGAGGCAGCCAGGGUAAUAACCUAAAAUUAGUGGCCAGGCAUAUGAGAGUUGUCCCGUGGGGUUAAAGCACAUACUGUUCAUCUGUAUAGCCCUGCCUUGGGUGGCCAGGGAGGUCAGCUCAACCCUACCAUGUUGGUUUGACCUGACCGAGAGACUGGAAUCAUUGUUUUCCUUGCCUAGGGUCUCACACCACUAGAGGAAUAUUCAAUAGAGAACCUCCUUCCUGAAUAUUGAUGUGUAAGAGAUUAGAAUAAUGUUUAUGAUCUUAGUUCCAGAAUUCUAAGAACUCUCCGAGGAAUUGCAGUGGUUUUAGUGUUUCUAUAGCAUUUAGUGCAGCCUUUUUCCAUCAGGACUUUCAUAAAUUUGACCUUUUUUUUUUUUUUUUUAAGAUUUUAUUUGUUUGAGAGAGCACAAGUGGGAGGGGCAGAGGGAGAGAGAAUUUCACACAGACUUAGCACUCAGUGCAGGGCCUGACGUGGGACUCGAUCCCAGGACCCUGAGAUCAUGACCUGCGCUGAAGGCAGAUGCUUAAGCUGCUGAGCCACCCAGGCGCCCCAAAUUUGACCCACAAGUUCCCAUUGAUUGUGAACAAAAUUUCUUCAUAUUAACCUCUUUAGCCCCUAGAGUUCAGCCAAGAACAUUGUCUUGCAUUUCUUAAUGUGUGCAGAGAUAAUUAUCAUUUUUUGGUGCAAAAAGUUGGGGAAGCUUUUUAGCUUGUAUUAUUUAAAGGGUUAUGGAAUAGGGGCACCUGGGUGGCUCAGUCAUUAAGCAUCUGCUUUCAGCUCAGGUCAUGAUUCCAGGGUCCUGGGAUCGACCCUCGCAUUGGGCUCCCUGCUCAGUGGGAAGCCUGCUUCUCCCUCUCACACUCCCCCUGCUUGUGUUCCCUCUCUCGCUGUGUCUGUCAAAUAAAUAAAUAAAAUCUUUAAAAAAAAAAAAAUGGUUAUGGAAUAACAGUACUUCAAAAGAAAUAUUCUAUUCCUAAUUCCUAAUCUUAACUUUAAUCUUUAGUUUCCACUUCUAAAUUUAAGGUGAAUGUUGUAAAUAAUAUUUGCUGUUUUGUUUAUAACUUUAUAGAAAGGUGUUCAUCAGUUUAUCUUCUAUGGGCAUGCCCAAGAACUUGGAAACCGGGGCAAGAGCACAUUUGUAUAGUGGUUUAGUGUCUUUAAUUUAGGAUUGUAUUUACUCAUUGUUAGGAGUUUGCAAUUUACUUUUCUUUGGUGCAUUAUUAUCCAUGUGCCAUCAUUGGAUAAUAUGGAAUGAAUGAGGAAGUCACAAGAAGAGUCACUGCAAAAUAUGUUAAUACGUAAGAGGUUUUUCUUACUGUGUUAACUUUUUUUUGUAGAUAACUAGUCAGUAGUUUGGUGGCAUGGAGUUUGUGUACCAAAUGCAUUUACUUAUUUGACAAACCAUUAGGAUCUAUUUGUUAGCAGAGCUGGGCCUAGUGUUUUUUGGUUUGUUGUUUUUAAUUGCUGGUAAAAAAACGCCACUAGAUGGCAGUGCCUGUGUUGAAAGGGGGUGGGGGGGCAAUUGCCACCAUUCUUAACAAUACGUGUACCUGAGAUGGAGUGGUGAAAAAGGGGCAUCAGCUUAAUAUUCUUCAUAGAAUGUCCCUUGAAUUCAUAAACUGAAUAAUUUGUAGAAAAGCAAAUAAGCAAAAUUUGAUUUUGGUCCUGAAUUUUACCUAGAGCACUUUUUGGUUCUGAUAAUGGUUUCUAACUUUCUAUACUGUUGAAUUUCUGUGCAUACGUUUGUAAGGCAUAUACUCAGUUUUCAUUCAGAAUUUACUAUACCACUACUUGGGAAUUACAGAACUUUUCCCCCAGAACUCUCUCCAUCAUCGAAAAUGGCUAUGUGGUACAUAGAAUUAUGAUGUGCUGUAUCUGGUUUAGUUACUAAAAACCUGUUGAAGAAUUUAUAUCUUAAAAAGACCCCGUAUCCAACACCAGUAAAAUAAAAAGGGGAUCUUUAAAAGUGAUUAAAUAACCUCCCCCCUUGUGGUAAGUAGAGGCUUAAAGUGUUGGCUCAUUUCACAUUUUCCUGUUUUUAGUUUCUCCUUUACAGCUUCAUAAAAAUCUGUUGGUUGUCCUGUUUGGUAAAUUAUUCUAACUUGGAAAGAAUAACUUACAACAAGGUUUGAAGUUCACUGAAAUGUGGAGGUUGGAUUCCUACUCGAAAAUCUUGUGAAAGGUCUUAUUAAGUAUGAUUAAACUUUGUUUUUUAAAUUUA
Molecule: messenger RNA, 3424 nt
Organism: Mirounga angustirostris (Northern elephant seal)
Lineage: Eukaryota; Metazoa; Chordata; Mammalia; Carnivora; Phocidae
Gene: SSR3
Product: signal sequence receptor subunit 3
Exons: 5
Coding region: 79-636 (185 amino acids)
Biological process (GO): SRP-dependent cotranslational protein targeting to membrane
Cellular component (GO): endoplasmic reticulum; membrane
Source: RefSeq, a predicted model, not a curated record